AUGGCUCGCUACCACAUCAAAAAUGCCAUGGUGGUCACGAUGGACGAAAAGCUGGGAGUGCUGUACGACUGCGACGUGCUCAUAGAGGAAGGCGCGAUCAAGGCGGUCGGCUCAAAAUUGGACGGAUCUGGAGCUGAGGUGAUUGAUGGCAGUGAUUGCAUAGUCUCACCUGGCUUCGUUGACACGCAUCGUCAUAUGUGGCAGACGCAGCUUGCUGGGCUGAUGUCGGACCACACCCUGCUUGAAUACUUUGGCCACGUACGAUCUGUAUACGGAAGCUGUUAUACCGCUCGCGACGCCUACCUUGGGAACUAUGUAGGCGCCCUACAAUGCUUAGACAACGGGACGACCUUCAUCAUCGACCACUCGCACAUCAUGAACUCAGCGAACCACUCUGACUCGGCGGUCCAAGGCCUGCUCGACUCGCAUAUUCGCGGUGUCUUCUGCUACGGGUUCUUCAUCAACAACGUACCUGUCUGGCGAGAAGACGACACCGGCAUCCAACCACCAAGCGAUCCAGACUGGCGACUCGCUGACUCAAAACGCGUGAAGGACAAGUUCUUCGCGAAGAAUGGCCCGUCAGAAGUCCUUCGCUUCGGCAUCGCUCCAUUCGAGCUGGAGGUCCAACCAAUCGAGCAAGCUGUACGGGAGAUAGAACAUGCACGGUCGAUCGAAGCUGCCACAAUUACUGGUCACGCUGCUCUGGGCAAGCACGACUUUGGUGUGCAGAUCGUUGAGAAGCUGAAGCAGAAGAAUCUGCUCAAAUCCGAUAUGCUUUUCAGUCACACCGCAGCGUUGACUCCGUCUGAGUAUGCUGCCGUCAAGGAGUGCGACUGUGGUCUCGCGGUCACACCCGAUACAGAACUACAGAUGGCAAUGGGCCCGCCCGGAGCCUUCAAGGCACGCUCGCACGGCGUUUCGCGGGUCGGUCUCGGUACCGAUGUAUCAUGCUCAAACCCCCCAGACAUGUUCACACAGAUGCGCCUUCUGCUGCAAUCAGAGCGCCAGACACGAUCUCUCCUUCACGAGAAUGGCCCGCCUCGAGAGGUCCCCAUCAAGUGCAAAGAAGUCCUAGAGUUCGCCACGAUAGGCGGUGCACGUGCUGCUGGCAGGGAGAAAUACAUUGGAAGCAUCACGCCAGGCAAGCGAGCGGAUCUGAUUAUCACGAGCUGCAAGUCUACGAGGAUGUCGCCUGUCAGCGAUCCGAUUGCGGCGCUGGUGAUGUACGCGAAUGCGAGUGAUGUUGAUACUGUGAUGGUGGAUGGGAGGAUCCUGAAGCGAGGUGGUGAGCUUGUUGGUGUGGAUUGGCUGGAGACCAGAAAAGAACUGCUUGCGAGUACGAAGGCGAUCAGAGAACGGGCGAAGGAUGCGCCGUUUGACGCGAUCAUGGAGCAUGUGUAUGGCUGA
This is a messenger RNA of Cyphellophora attinorum, 1407 nucleotides long. Its product is annotated as 5'-deoxyadenosine deaminase. The record is from RefSeq and is a predicted model, not a curated record. The transcript is spliced from 2 exons. Bases 1 to 1407 code for a protein of 468 amino acids. Gene Ontology annotation, molecular function: hydrolase activity, acting on carbon-nitrogen (but not peptide) bonds. NCBI's taxonomy places the organism in Eukaryota, Fungi, Ascomycota, Eurotiomycetes, Chaetothyriales, Cyphellophoraceae.